CGGAUGUCCUCUAUCUUUGUAAAACGAUCUGACCGCCAGUGGAAUCGCUUUGGUGGGCGCCGGUUUCUGGUUGGGUGCACCUCUGGGUGCCCCGCCAUGGCUGCCCCCGCGGCUCUCCUAAUUUAGAGUCUAAUUAGCACCCGGAGGAACAGGAGGACCGGUGCACGGACAUCGAUUGGACGGUUACCAUCGCUUGCGAUAAAGAGGAGAAGGACGUAGGACAGAGACGACGAUAUCUCAGCAGUCGAGUCUUCAGCUCGUCUUCGCCGACUAGUGUGAAAUAUCGCGCCCAAGUGUUACGAGCACGGCCACGCGGCCGCGGUACUGAAUAGUCUUCUUCGAGAAACGCGUCUCCCAUCCUUCUUCGACCGAUCCGAUCCUCCUCUUCCGCCUUCGAACUCUUUUAUUCAACGUCCUUAUGAAUCGUUGAUCUAGAAAUCGAGUUUUAUCGAUUUUUCCUGUUUCCGCCUUCUCUUCUGUUAUCUCGAGGGCUUCGUUAAAACGGUGUUCGAUGGCGGAUUUAUAACAAACACCGACACACCCCGUCUCGUUGUUUUGGAAAUUGACAAAGGAAUAAGUGUCCGAAGUGCACUUCGGUGAACCUCUUCCGAGUGGAAGCUCGGGUCGCAGAGGUCGAAGGACGAUACGGUCAAGGAAGAGGGAAGAUGCAGCCAGCACCGACUACGCCUGGAUCUCCGCGUUCAUCUUGUUGUGAACGGGAUCGUGAGAGAGAAGUGCUCGAAGACCGUGAAAGAAGGAACAGCGUCGGUAGGCAGAGUCGAGGCACUCCUGAGGAAGAACAAGAGGAUAGAAAUAACGAGAGGACAGUGGUUUCCGGGCAGAAUCUCGGCGCCAUGACCGUCACCGGGAAUCAGGGAUUACCCCUUUCGUUGUCUCUGGAGGACAGGGACUUGUGGACCAAGUUCCAGUGUCUAACGAACGAGAUGAUCGUCACGAAAAACGGAAGGCGGAUGUUCCCCGUGGUAAAAGUGGUCGCGAGAGGAUUGGAGCCGAAAGCUAUGUACACCCUCCUGCUCGAAUUCGUCCAAGUGGACCCGCAUAGAUGGAAAUACGUGAACGGAGAAUGGGUCCCAGGUGGGAAAGCGGAAGUCGCGCCGCCGAAUCCUAUUUACAUCCAUCCGGAGAGCCCUAACUUCGGAUCUCACUGGAUGAAGGAAGCGGUGUCGUUCGCUAAAGUGAAACUGACCAACAAGUCCAACGGGAACGGGCAAAUCAUGUUGAACUCGUUGCACAAGUACGAACCCCGGGUUCACCUGGUUCGCGUAGACGCGGUGGAAGAGAGGACGGUCCUCACGUACCGUUACCCCGAGACACAGUUCAUAGCGGUGACGGCUUACCAAAACGAAGAAGUCACAAAUUUAAAGAUCAAAUACAAUCCUUUCGCGAAGGCGUUCCUAGACGCUAAAGAAAGGCCCGCCGAUCCUCAAACUUAUCCGCAAUACACCGGCGCUUGGUUUUUACCACAACCUACGAUGGGAUACGAAUAUAACACAGCGACGGCGAUUGCGGCCGCGCAAAAUCAAGCGUCAGUGACGGUUAAUAAUCAUCUCUCUAAUUCUUGCACUGUUUCUACAGCUGGCCACAGGAACACUUGUCGAUCGACGCCUUACACUCUGAGGCACAAAUACAUUCAAGACGAACAACGCGCGGAUCCGUACAGUUCAGUACAACUAUUGCAUUCCACAGCGUACGUGGCACCGCCGGGAUGGUCGCCACGCAGCCCGGAGUCUCUACAGAACUUGAACCCGGCUUGUCUGCCGGCGGCGCAAGAGUGGCCGACGUCUCCUUCGCCGUCGCCGACCUCGUCCUCGCAUACGGUGUACAGCAGAGGAGUCGUCGGUACGGCGUCGCCGACCAGUGCCACGGGAUGCACGCUGUACGUGCCGUCGAACCUUUCGUCCGUUCCCCAGGAGCACGGUCACUGCACCGACGCGUCAGCGUGGAUUCACCCCGCGACCCUCUCGGAGCAACAACAGCAGCAACAGUCUUACUUGAAUUUAAACCUACACCUGCAUCACCAAAUGUCAUCCUCAUACACGCCGGUUCCGUCUCACGCAGGGCUUCACCACUCGUUACACCCGAACGGUACCGACACGGUCCCACCCGUCGAUGAUUACGUUCACGAGUAUCACGCCUCUCCUGUGCAAUCGACCACGCCCGAUCGUCACCCACAGCAUCAUUCGCAAAUGAUACAUCUGCAGCCGAUGCAACAAGCCGGCACGGUGUCACCGGUUAGCGUAGAAUACGACGCUCCGUCGAAGGAGCAUCAUAUACAUAGUUACUCGGAACAAAAUGCGGAUACGCUGAACGAUGUCCAGUCGGACGAGAACCGAAGAUAUCUAACGACGGUUAUCGAUAGACAUCAUAGACAGGAGACGGAAAUCGCGAAUAACGAGCAUCAAGCUUCCGCAUGGACACCGCUGACACCUCCCCCGGCGCCGCAAACGACGGCGAUUUGAUUUAAGUAUGUGAUAAUCCCGGUUUUGUUCAAAGGUACGAAGUUGCUAGUUGAUAUUUGUUUUAAUCAGGAUUAGCGAUCUGAAUCGGAUAUCUGAUAGUAAGUACGCGUAAUAAGCUGUUCGAGUAUCCCCUUGGGUGCAAUACGUAUAUAACUAAUCAAAACGAUUAAUAAGAGCGAUGUAUAAAGUACCGUGGAGAUACGGAUAUGAAGAGAAAUUUAAGUGACGAGUAGAUUAAUAUUAAGCAACUAUUAAACUAAAUUGCGUGAAGUUCACAAUUGUCAAUGUCAAUUUC
This is a messenger RNA of Ceratina calcarata, 2775 nucleotides long. RefSeq names its product T-domain transcriptional activator brachyenteron (gene byn). Gene Ontology annotation, biological process: cell fate specification; heart morphogenesis; mesoderm formation. The transcript has 6 exons. Gene Ontology annotation, cellular component: chromatin; nucleus. Gene Ontology annotation, molecular function: DNA-binding transcription factor activity, RNA polymerase II-specific; RNA polymerase II cis-regulatory region sequence-specific DNA binding. NCBI's taxonomy places the organism in Eukaryota, Metazoa, Arthropoda, Insecta, Hymenoptera, Apidae. Bases 666 to 2480 code for a protein of 604 amino acids. The record is from RefSeq and is a predicted model, not a curated record.